GUUGGUUGGCAUGGGGCCACUUCAGGUGCAACAUCGACUGCGCGGCGGACCCGUACAACUGCAUUUCCGAGCAAUUGUUCCAGCAGCAUGCGGACGUGAUGGCAAGAGACGGCUGGAAAGACGCUGGGUAUGUUUUGGUUGGCAUCGACGACUGUUGGUCGGACGAGUUACGCACCGAUGGAAAGUUAUCCGGCGAUCUAGAACGAUUCCCUUCCGGGAUGGCGGCCUUGGCGCAAUACGUCCACGACCGCGACCUGGAACUCGGAAUAUACGGGAGCGUGGGCAUUAUGACUUGCGAAGGCUACCUUGGCAUCUGCGCAGACGAGCAGUGUGAGAACGAUACGGCCGAUAUCGAUAUAUCAACUUUCGCGCAGUGGGAGCUGGAUGCUCUAAAGAUGGACGCAUGCGGGGUUGAUCAUACGCAGCAGGCUAUUGAUCGAGGGUACUUGGCCGUGCACCGUGCCCUACAACGCGCAGAACGCCGAGUAUUGUUUUCGUGCAGUUGGCCUUUCUAUCUUCGACAUUUUGGCUUCCACGUGAACUACACCGACAUCGCCCAGAUGUGCAACACCUGGCGCUCGUCUGGGGACAUGCAGAACAACUGGGACUCAGUGGUUGGUAUCGCCGAGUGGUACGCCGAGAGACAAGACGACAUCGUGUUGGCAACUGGCCCAGGGCGAUGGAACGAUAUGGACCAGCUUGUGAUAGGCAACGGGAAUCUGUCAAAGGAGCAGAUGCGCGCCCACAUGGCCAUAUGGUGCAUCGCCGCAUCCCCUCUCUGGAUGGGCAACGACCUACGUGACCUUUCAGGUGACGCCCGCGAGGUCUUAAUGAACCCCGAGAUCAUCAAAGUGAACCAGCAAAGCACUCCUGGAGGGCGACGAAUACACAACGUUGCGGGCUCUCAUGAAGUUUGGGUUCGCAGAAUGGACGAUGGAAACCCUGCCGUUGUACUUUGGAACAGAGGAUCCACAAGACGGUCACUCGAAUUUACUGCAACCAUGGUGAAUAUCACUGGCGGCGUUCGCUAUGCAGUGCGAGAUCUUUUCCAGAGGCGCGAUCUCGGGUGCAUGACCAGAAGUUUUUCUCACGAACUGCAGCCAGACGAUGUGCUGGCUGUUGUUAUUUCUCGUACGAGCUGGUCGCACUGCCUUGCAUACACAUGCUGGUCGACUAUGGAACGGCCUAUGCGAUCUCCGUUUUCGUGGAUUGGGGUUAUUUGCUUUCUUGCAGCUGGUGUUUCUUACAGACAGCUCACCAGACGGCCCACUUCCUAUACAGGCGUCAGCGGCAUCUGUUGUGCCGAGCCUUCCUCGACUCCAUCGUGGAGCAGGCAGCGCGCAGUCCUCGCCUGCUUCGACCGCGGUGCCCCAGCAGCACAG
Prorocentrum cordatum is the source of this 1382-nucleotide messenger RNA. The record is from the annotation of a GenBank genome assembly. Lineage: Eukaryota; Dinophyceae; Prorocentrales; Prorocentraceae.